AUGCGCACCUACAGUUUUACUGAUUCAACUGACCACACCGUCACCUACGUCGAUCGGAAACGCUGGUGGUGGUCACUUUCACUGAUCAACCCCAUGCUGCCUCUGAUCGGCGUGUUCGGCUUUCUGGCCACUGGGCAGACUUUCUGGCUGGCCGUACCGCUGACGCUUAUGUUUGUUGUGGCGCCUCUGUUGGACUGGUUGUUCGGAGAAGACCAGAAUAAUCCACCGGAAUCGCUUGUGCCCCAGCUGGAGGAAGAUCGCUAUUACCGCGUGCUGACUUAUCUGACAGUUCCACUGCACUAUAUAACGUUUAUCACGGUGGCCGUUUUUGUAGGCACCCAGACGCUGCCCUGGUGGGGGUUUCUAACGUUAACGGUAGCGAUUGGCUUCGCGGAUGGCUUUGCCAUCAAUACCGGCCACGAACUGGGGCAUAAACGUACGGAUCUUGAAACCUGGCUGGCUAAGAUUGUCCUUGCCGUGCCUGCCUACGGACACUUCUGGAUUGAACACAAUCGAGGCCACCAUCGAGAUGUGGCCACCCCUGAUGACCCUGCAAGCGCACGUAUGGGUGAAUCAAUAUACCGGUUUGCACGACGUGAAAUUCCUGGCGCGUUUCACCGAGCAUGGGUGAUUGAAAGGGAGCGACUGAAGCGCAAAGAUUUGCCCGUUUUCAGCUUACAGAACGAAGUGUUACAGAGUUAUCUGAUCAGUGUCGUCCUGCAGCUGUCCCUUCUGAUCGCCUUCGGCUGGAUCAUGAUACCGUUUCUCGUGAUCCACAACUUCUUCUCAUGGUGGGUUCUGACCAGUGCCAACUACAUAGAGCAUUACGGCUUACUGCGCGCGCAACAGGACAAUGGAAAGUACGAGCGAUGCCAGCCACACCACAGCUGGAACGCUAAUCACAUCUAUUCCAACCUGCUCCUGUUUCAUCUGCAGCGACAUUCUGACCAUCACGCCAAUCCCACCCGACGCUACCAGAGCCUGCGUCAUUUUGAGGACUUGCCGAGUCUGCCAAGCGGCUACUACGGUAUGUACCUGCUGGCCUACGUACCCAGCCUGUGGUUCAAAUACAUGGAUGCCAAACUACUGGCGCUGCCCCACGUGCAAGGUGAUCUGAACAAGAUCAAUAUAGAUCCCGGGGCGCGCAAUGAAAUUCUGCACAAAUACGGAGACAAAUUUGCCUCAGUAUCUUAA
Messenger RNA from Symbiodinium necroappetens, 1194 nucleotides. The record is from the annotation of a GenBank genome assembly. NCBI's taxonomy places the organism in Eukaryota, Dinophyceae, Suessiales, Symbiodiniaceae.